This is a messenger RNA of Meloidogyne enterolobii, 1296 nucleotides long. Lineage: Eukaryota; Metazoa; Nematoda; Chromadorea; Rhabditida; Meloidogynidae. The record is from the annotation of a GenBank genome assembly.
AUGCAGAUGACUAGAGAGAAGUAUGAUCAAAUAAUUCAAACAGCUAGUGGUUUGGGUCAAUCUGGACUUCGAGUGAUUGGAAUGGCUAGAGGUCCAGAUAUGCGUUCUCUUUAUUAUGCUGGACUUGUUGGAAUAUUGGAUCCUCCUAGACCUGGAUGUCGUCAAUCGAUAGAAAUUGUGCAAUCAGCAGGAGUUUCUGUUAAAAUGGUGACUGGCGAUGGGCUGGAAACUGCUACAAGCAUUGGUAUUCGUCUUGGACUUCACAAACAGAACGACAAUUGUCUUUCUGGUCCUCAAAUUGAUGAUUUAAAAGAUUCAGAAUUGGAACAACUUAUUCAAAGUGUUACAAUAUUUUAUAGAGCUUCUCCUAGACAUAAAUUACGAAUUGUUAAAGCCCUUCAAAAUAUUGGAGAAGUUGUGGCAAUGACUGGGGAUGGAGUAAAUGAUGCUGUUGCUCUUAAAAAAUCUGAUAUUGGAGUUGCUAUGGGAGAAUCAGGAACUGAUGUUUGUAAAGAAGCUGCUGAUAUGGUUUUAAUAAAUGAUGAUUUUAGUACAAUAAAAGCAGCAAUUGAAGAAGGAAAGGGAAUAUAUCACAAUAUUACAAAUUUUGUAAAAUUUCAAUUAAGCACAAGCGUCGCAGCAUUAUCACUCAUUGCAAUUUCAACAAUUUUUCAUUUUGAAAAUCCGCUUAAUGCAAUGCAGAUUCUUUGGAUUAAUAUAAUUAUGGAUGGACCUCCAGCCCAAAGCCUUGGUGUUGAAAACGUUGAUGCUGACAUAAUUAAACAGCCACCGCGUAAUGUGCGAGAGCCGUUAAUCAACCGAUCACUCAUUAUUAGCAUAAUAUCUUCUGCAGCAAUAAUUAUAUCUGGAACACUUUUUGUAUUUUAUAAAGAGAUGGCAGCAGAUAAUAAAAUAACUCCUCGUGAUACAACAAUGACAUUUACUUGUUUUGUUCUUUUUGAUAUGUGGAAUGCUUUGAGUUGUCGAAGUAGUCGAAAAAUGAUUUGGGAAAUUGGACUUUUUGGAAAUCGAAUGUUUUGCCUUGCAUUAGUUGGCUCUCUUUUAUGUCAAUUGGCGGUUAUUUACUUUAAACCUUUGCAACAUAUUUUUCAAACAGAAGCACUUACUAUUUUUGAUUUAUUAUUUCUUCUCCUUCUCUCUUCAACAGUUUUCUUUUUUAAUGAAACCAAAAAAUUUAUUCAACUUCAAAGGCAAAGGCGAAAUUUACAAAGAAAACAUUCCACAUCAGAUUGUAAUUGUUUGGGAGAAGCUUGUUUGGGGACUCAAACAAUUUAG